Mesocricetus auratus (golden hamster) is the source of this 672-nucleotide messenger RNA. It is a transcript of the gene Fam24a, whose product is annotated as family with sequence similarity 24 member A. The coding region runs from base 270 to 572 and encodes 100 amino acids. NCBI's taxonomy places the organism in Eukaryota, Metazoa, Chordata, Mammalia, Rodentia, Cricetidae. The record is from RefSeq and is a predicted model, not a curated record. The transcript has 3 exons.
UAGCACUCCUGUCAGACUUUAGUUCUCCCUCAGUGGAGCACGUCAGUCUGUAUCUUAGCUCCUCUAACAGGGUGGUUUAGAUCGUUCUUUCUCAAAUCACAGGUUUGAGAAACUGCGGGUUUCUGAAGCGUACUAUUUCUGAAACCUUUCUCUCUUAUUUAGUUUGAGGUGUGUGCGCACACACGCGUGUGCACACGCACGUGUGCGGGUGCCGAUUUUAAAUAAUUGUCUUUAACUCGGUGCUAGGCGGUUUGACUUUGGUGUGAAAGAUGUUCGACCUCAGAACGAAGGUUAUGAUCGGCAUUGCCAGCAGUUUGCUGGUUGCUGCAAUUAUACUGAUAAUCGUUGUCCUUUGCCUUUACUUGAAAAUAGCCAAGGCACUGAAAAUGGCAAAGCAGGCAGAUGUUGAAAGCUGUAUUGAUCCGUGCAAGUUCACCCAAGACAAGAUCAUCGGAGUCAAACCCAUUCUUGCUGAGUCUUGUCGAGCACUCCAGUACUGUGAUGACUGUAGCAUCUAUACAGAUAUUGGCAGCCUGCCACCUUGCUUUUGUGGCACAAAUGAUGGACUUUGAAAUGGCAGAAGUGAACACAAAAACUCUAUUUUUUUGUUAGUUGAAUAUUUUAUUUUUAAAUCAACUUUAUGUUUAUAUUCUUAUUUACUCUCUGAUAUGU